Messenger RNA from Echinops telfairi (small Madagascar hedgehog), 3742 nucleotides. It is a transcript of the gene MYBPC1, whose product is annotated as myosin binding protein C1. NCBI's taxonomy places the organism in Eukaryota, Metazoa, Chordata, Mammalia, Afrosoricida, Tenrecidae. The transcript is spliced from 31 exons. Gene Ontology annotation, molecular function: protein binding. The record is from RefSeq and is a predicted model, not a curated record. The coding region runs from base 1 to 3627 and encodes 1208 amino acids.
AUGGCAGCUCUGUGCUCCGUUCCGCCACCUGCUGGAAAGCUGCGGAAUACCACGAAGGUCCUCACCUCCAGGAACAAGAAGGCAAACUCACUGCAGAUGCAGAUCCACCUCACACCUUCCUUCCAAAAGCAGAAAAUGAAGUGCCAGCGCCCACCCCACCCGCAGAAGGUUGCUCCGGACGAAGCCUUUUCUUCCUUGUCUUUUUUUAAGCUACUAUUUCUUGUUUCAGAUGAAGAGGAAGCCUCCCCGCCUAGUGCCGUGCCGCCAGGUUUGGGUAGUCGGGCCCUGGAGAGAAAAGACUCAGAAUGGUCCAUCGGGGAACCACCUGCCGGGGAGGAACCAGACAAGCAGAAUGCCAACUCCCAGAUGUCCACCUUGUUUGUGGAAAAGCCUCAAACAGGAUCAGUGAAAGUGGGAGAGAAUAUUACCUUCAUUGCCAAAGUGAAGGCUGAGGAUCUUCUUCGAAAGCCCACUGUGAAAUGGUUCAAGGGGAAAUGGAUGGACCUGGCCAGCAAAGCUGGCAAACACCUGCAGCUGAAGGAAACCUUUGAAAGGCAUAAUCGGGUGUACACGUUUGAGAUGCAGAUCAUUAAGGCCAAAGAGAACUAUGCAGGGAACUACAGAUGCGAGGUCACCUACAAGGACAAGUUUGACAGCUGUACAUUCGAUCUUGAAGUGCACGAAUCCACUGGGACAACUCCAAACAUUGACAUCAGAUCUGCUUUCAAGAGAAGUGGUGAAGGUCAAGAGGAUGCAGGGGAACUUGACUUUAGUGGUCUCCUGAAACAUAGGGAGGUGAAGCAGCAGGAAGAAGAACCCGAAAUAGACGUGUGGGAACUGCUGAAGAACGCGAAUCCCAAUGAGUACGAGAAGAUCGCCUUCCAGUACGGCAUCACCGACCUGCGCGGCAUGCUCAAGCGGCUCAAGCGCAUGCGCAGGGUGGAGAAGAAGAGCGCAGCUUUUUCCAAAAUCCUCGAUCCUGCGUAUCAGGUGGAUAAAGGAGGGAAAGUAAGGUUUGUGGUGGAGCUGGCAGAUCCGAAGUUGGAGGUGAAGUGGUUUAAAAACGGUCAAGAGAUUCGACCCAGUACAAAAUACAUUUUUGAGCACAAAGGAAACCAACGCAUCAUGUUUAUCAAUAACUGUGCACUGACAGACGAUUCGGAAUAUUACGUGACCGCCGGCGAUGAGAAAUGCUCCACUGAGCUCUUCGUCAGAGAGCCUCCAAUUAUGGUGACAAAACAACUGGAAAACACCAGUACUUACUGUGGGGAGAGAGUGGAAUUAGAAUGUGAGGUGUCUGAAGACGAUGCCAAUGUAAAAUGGUUUAAGAAUGGUGAAGAGAUCUACCUCGGUCCCAAAUCAAGGUAUCGUGUGAAAGUUGAAGGCAAAAAGCACAUUUUGAUCAUAGAAGGAGCAACAAAGGCCGACACAGCUGAAUACUCAGUAAUGACAACGGGAGGACAGUCAUCUGCUAAACUCAGUGUUGACUUGAGACCUCUGAAGAUAUUGACGCCUCUGACUGAUCAGACUGUGAAACUUGGGAAAGAAAUCUGCUUAAAGUGUGAGAUCUCUGAGAACAUCUCAGGAAAGUGGACUAAAAACGGCCUCCCUGUCCAGGAGAGUGAACGUCUAAAGGUGGUUCACAAAGGAAGAAUCCACAAGUUAGUGAUAGCCAAUUGUCUCAUAGAGGAUGAAGGUGAUUAUGUCUUUGCACCUGAUGCCUACUCUGUGACCUUGCCUGCCAAAGUUCAUGUUAUCGACCCUCCUAAGAUCAUCCUGGAUGGUCUUGAUGCGGACAAUACAGUAACAGUAAUCGCAGGAAACAAGCUUCGUCUUGAGAUCCCAGUCACUGGAGAACCACCUCCUAAAGCCCUUUGGAGCCGAGCAGAUAAGGCUAUUAUGGAGGGCAGUGGUCGGAUAAGGGCAGAAUCCUACCCUGACAGCAGCACCCUGGUCAUUGAUGUGGCUGAAAGGGACGACUCUGGAGUUUACCACAUCAAUCUCAAGAAUGAAGCUGGAGAAGCACACGCGAGCAUCAAGAUCAAAGUUGUGGACAUCCCUGACCCUCCAGUGGCACCCAAUGUUUCCGACGUCGGAGAUGACUGGUGCAUCAUGAACUGGGAGCCUCCUGCCAACGAUGGAGGGUCUCCGAUCUUAGGAUACUUUAUUGAGCGGAAAAAGAAGCAAAGCUCCAGGUGGAUGAGGCUCAAUUUUGAUCUCUGCAAAGAAACCACGUUUGAGCCCAAGAAGAUGAUUGAAGGUGUGGCCUAUGAGGUUCGCAUCUUUGCUGUCAAUGCCAUCGGGAUCUCUAAGCCCAGUAUUCCGUCCAAGCCGUUUGUUCCUUUGGCUGUAACCAGCCCGCCCACUCUGCUGGCGGUGGACUCUGUAACGGACAGCACGGUCACAAUGAAAUGGCGACCCCCGGACCAGAUCGGAGCAGCAGGUUUAGAUGGCUAUGUACUAGAGUACUGCUUUGAAGGAAGUACAGCAGCAAAACAGUCUAAUGAAAAUGGGGAGGCUGCGUAUGAUCUACCAGCUGAAGACUGGACGGCUGCCAGCACAGAUCUGAUCGACAAGACCAAGUUCACCAUCACGGGUCUGCCCACGGAUGCAAAGAUCUUCGUGCGCGUAAAGGCCGUGAAUGCGGCUGGCGCCAGCGAGCCGAAGUACUACUCGCAGCCCAUCCUCGUAAAGGAAAUCAUAGAGCCUCCAAAGAUUCGCAUCCCAAGACACCUGAAGCAAACCUACAUCCGCCGAGUUGGAGAAGCCGUCAAUCUGGUUAUCCCUUACCAGGUUAACAUGGAUGAAUUGGAACAACUCAACAACAGGGAGGAAACAACAAGGAUCUACACCAAAGAAGAAAUGCUUGAAGAUUCUUUCUGGUCCUGGAAACCUCUAGACCGGCCUGGCCCACCUCAACUUGUGAAGAUCGAAGAUGUCUGGGGAGAGAAUGUUGCUCUCACCUGGACACCACCGAAGGAUGAUGGGAACGCUGCCAUCACCGGAUAUACCAUCCAGAAGGCGGACAAGAAGAGCAUGGAAUGGUUCACUGUCAUUGAGCAUUAUCACCGAACCAACGCCACCAUCACCGAACUGGUCAUCGGGAACGAGUACUACUUCCGGGUCUUCGAAGGGACCAGGAUUCCGUCCCGGGCCUGGCAUUCCGCCACGAAAGUGCCUGACUGCGGCUUUCGGAUUGCAUGUAAAGUCUACAAAAACCCAGUGUAUGAUGACUUCGACUUCACGGAGGCGCCCAUGUUCACCCAGCCUUUGGUUAACACCUAUGCCGUGGCUGGUUACAAUGCCACCCUGAACUGCAGUGUCAGAGGAAAUCCUAAGCCCAAAAUAACCUGGAUGAAAAACAGAGUUGCUAUUGUGGGUGACCCGCGUUACAGGAUGUUCAGCAACCAGGGCGUCUGCACGCUGGAGAUUCGCAAGCCCAGCCCCUACGAUGGAGGCACCUACUGCUGCAAGGCCGUCAAUGAGCUGGGGGAGGUGGAGAUGGAGUGCAAACUGGAGGUGAAAGGUGGGCUCUCCUUCUGCAGGCUCCUCUUGCAAGGUGUGCCUCCUAACAUAAUUGAUUCGUAUUUGCGAGAUUUACAGUCAAGCACUCCUGAAGAAUACUAAGGGCCUGGGCAUUGCCCCGUUACACGCCACGGCGUUGCGGUCCGGUUGCAAUGAGAGUGUUUUCCGCAUUUCCACCAGGCACCCAGGGGCGGUGGUUUUCUUUCCUCCUCGCGUU